GCGGCGUUUCUCUCCUCGGCGGCGGCGCCUCAGCGGGAGGCGGCGCGGGCGGCCCGCCCGGUUCGCGCCGUGCAGGUUCCCGCUGCGCCGCCCCGCGCCGUCCCGUCCUGUUCCGGAGAAGCAGAGCUGCCCUGAGGCUAGGGGAAGGGGCGAGAUGGCGUCGUGCGUGGGGAGCCGGACCCUGAGCAAGGACGACGUGAACUACCGUCUGCACUUCCGCAUGAUCAACGAGCAGCAGGUGGAGGAUAUCACGCUGGAGUUUUUCUACCGGCCGCACACCAUCACCCUUCUCAGCUUCACCAUCCUCAGCCUUAUGGCCUUCGCCUUUACCAGGGAUGAUUCUGUCCCAGAGGAUAAUAUUUGGAGGGGUAUCCUCUCUGUGAUUUUCUUCUUUCUAAUCAUCAGUGUUCUAGCUUUUCCUAAUGGACCUUUUACACGUCCCCACCCUGCAAUAUGGAGAAUGGUUUUUGGUCUCAGUGUGCUCUAUUUUCUGUUCCUGGUGUUCGUGCUCUUCCUUAACUUUGAGCAGGUAAAAGCAGUGAUGUACUGGCUGGAUCCUAAUCUUCGAUAUGCCACAAGGGAAGCAGAUAUUAUGGAGUAUGCUGUGAACUGUCAUGUUAUCACCUGGGAGAGAAUCCUCAGCCACUUUGAUAUAUUUGCUUUUGGGCAUUUCUGGGGCUGGGCUAUGAAGGCUUUGCUGAUCCGCAGCUACGGUCUGUGCUGGACUAUUAGCAUCACCUGGGAGCUCACAGAGCUCUUCUUCAUGCACCUUCUGCCUAAUUUUGCUGAAUGCUGGUGGGAUCAAGUCAUUUUGGACAUCCUGCUUUGUAACGGGGGUGGCAUCUGGUUGGGCAUGGUAGUUUGUCGUUUCUUGGAGAUGAGGACCUAUCACUGGGCAAGCUUCAAGGACAUUCACACAACCACAGGGAAAAUCAAAAGGGCUGUAUUACAGUUUACCCCAGCCAGCUGGACCUAUGUUCGCUGGUUUGACCCCAAGUCUUCAUUUCAAAGAGUGGCUGGAAUCUACCUUUUCAUGAUCAUUUGGCAGCUGACUGAGUUGAACACAUUCUUUUUGAAACAUAUCUUCGUGUUCCAAGCAAGCCACCCUUUAAGCUGGGGGAGAAUUCUGUUCAUAGGAAUCAUAACAGCACCCACUGUAAGGCAAUACUAUGCAUACCUCACAGAUACACAGUGCAAGAGGGUGGGAACUCAGUGCUGGGUGUUUGGGGUUAUUGCUUUCCUUGAAGCUAUUGUGUGCAUAAAGUUUGGACAGGAUCUUUUUUCCAAAACACAAAUCCUAUAUGUUGUGUUUUGGCUUCUCUGUGUGGCCUUCACAACGUUCCUGUGUUUAUAUGGUAUGGUUUGGUAUGCAGAAUAUUAUGGCCAUCGAGAAAAGACCUUAUCAGAAAGUGAAGACAGUCCAUACAGUCCUGAUGCUUCCUGGCUUCAUUCUAAAUUCAGUAGAGCAGGUGCUGACAAUAGUCCACCCAAGCAUUCAGUCAAUAGUGAAAGCCAUUCAUCUAGGAGGAGGAGCCGGCACUCCAAAUCAAAAAUAACAAAUGGAAUCAGCAAGAAAUAGGAAUGAUCUCUGAAGAAAGCCUACAGCACGACCAGAGGUGACAAAGAAAAUCAGACCCGGCUCUGAAUUUCCGAGUGGAAGAUUGAUUUUUAAGUUUAAAAAUUAAAAAAAAGGAGGUGUUGUGGUAAAAGGAUAAUCAAGAUAGAGCCACCAGUGUAUUGCAAAUCAUUGCCUGCUGACACUUGCCAUUCACUGAUUUUAAACUAGUUUCUUCAGCAUGUGGCACCAAAAGCUAUGAUGAAGAGCAUGCUGGGAGGAAAAGUAAUUUUAUCAUAGCAGGUACACCCUGUUUUGUGUUCAGGUGUUGCAGGUGUGUUUUUAACUUUAGUUGAGGACUUAAACACAAAGUAAACUGAUAAUCAGUUGGUGUAGUUGGUUGGAUUUUUUCCAUUUGUUUUCCUGUGUUCUAGUUGUUUUCUAGAAGAGUAUGCAAUCCUUUGACUAAAAGCUGCUCUGCCUUUCUUUCUCAGUCUAUCAGCUAUACUGUUUUAUACAACCGUUAGCAAGUAUUUAAAAUUUCUAUACUUGUACCCAUCUACUUGGAUUUAUGUAAAGGCUCUUUAGACCUGGUGAUUGGGUUUCUACCAGUGAAGAAAUGGGUCCAGAUUUCUUGUAAAGAAUGUGAAAUCCAUCUUCAAACAUGGUUCUUCUUUUCCCACAUUGUCCUUUUGCUCGAUUGUUACACAUUUCAUUUCUUUUGAAGCUUUUAAAAUACUUACAUAAAAACCUGUUGCAUAGUAGAGAGAUGUACCACCUGCUCUGAAACAGAUACUAUGUCAUUUACUUGGUUUCCCCCCUUUACUGCAGUGCAUUUUGCAUUUUCAAGUGCAAAUAUGUCUUUUAUUCAACUGCGUCACAUUGUGUAUGAUGUUCCUUCCCACUCUUCUCUAGUUUGCUUCAGCUGGAACCAGAAACCCCAGCACCUUAAAACUCAUACCAGAAACUGCUUUGAAGGCUCUGGUGCCCUACUAAGCCUGGUGAUAAGGCAGUUUUUUGCUGAAACUGAUUGACUUACUACUGCCAUAUACAUAAUUAUUUAUGAAGGCUUGCUGUAGUCUUUGGUGUCUGAGAGGCAGCAUGAUAUUACUGUGAUGUACCCCAUUGCUUUGGUAUUUCUUAUCAUGCAGUCAGAUACCCAACAGCAAGCCUACUCUUUCUUGCAGGGUUUUUUGUAGGGUGGCUUUUUUUUUUUGUUUGGUUUUAAUUUUUUUAUAUUAAUUCUGACACCAAGCAAAGUGGAUAAUUCUCCAGCAGUGAACAUUAUGAUUAAGUCAAGACAUAAACAAUCAAGAGCAAUCAGUUCCUGUGUUACCAAAAUAUAGUUGUGCCAAUUAGAUUUUUGGAUUCAUGGGGCUGAGGAGUGGAUAGCUUAAGUAAGGAUAAGUAACAACUAUUAGUCACUUAGAAAAUCCCAUUUUCUUAUGAAGACUUUUUCUUUGAAUAGUGUUAGUGUGAUUUGCCACAGGCUAAGUAUUAAAAGAAAUAUGCAGCAGAGACUUUAUACAAGUGUAUGAUACUGUAAAUAGAAAAAAGUAAAGUAUCCUGUGUAAGCCAUGAAUUCCUAGGUGCCACAGAUUAUCAAUGUUUUCAAUGCACUUAAGUGUUGCUGCUGAGCUCCAAGGCCCUUCCUUUCUCACUCCCUUUUUCAAUCAAACAUGAAGUGGACAACUUGGGAAGUAACAUAGUAGAAGCUGCUAUGUCAUCAUUGCUACAGUAACAUUAAAUGUUACACGAGGGAACAAAAAGUAUUAGGAAGACUUUCAGAUUUUCUACAACUACUUGUUCUUUAUUGGUACUAUAGCAGUUCCAUCUAUUGCCUACUUAUUCAUAAUGUACUACAUAUUGUUGAAUGUAUUUGUAGAUUUCUUUGGAUACUGAGACUUAGUACUUUUUUUAUUUUCUUGGUUAAUAAUUCAGUCUGUCUAAGACUGAAGAAUUGCAUUGUAAAUUUUCUACCUUUCAAUACCAAAGCAAGAGAUUGGAAGUCUAAUGGUUUAGAUAUUUUAAGCACUGUGGUUUUCGAAGGUGAGAGCCUGUUUUGUACUUGCAAGGUGGAUACACACCAAUUUUGUAUACAAAGCUUACAGGUGUAAGCAGAUGCUGAAGGAUAAUUAUCUACUUGCCUGUGGGGACAAGUGCAUACUUUGUAAAUGAAGAUCUGGUGCUCAGACUGCUGAACUGCACCCUAAAAAUAUUGGAAAGGUAAAUAUGAAAUGUCAUAUUAUUGGAAGAUGACUUCUGUAUGUUAUUGCAACAGCUUGGCCUUUGACAACACCUUUAAAAAUAUUUCCCAUUAAGGUUUUUUUCUUUUCUUGUUUUUGAUCAGGUGUUUUUCUGUUUGCGUGUUUAUGUUUUUACUACUUUAAAAGAAGGAUGACUAGGGAGAGAGUAAACUAUACAAGUGCUGCAUGGAAAAUGGCACUUUGUGUCCUCUGUCAGCAGUUCUGGCUGGAAUUCACAUGUGCUUUCAGCCAUGGACUGACAACUGUAUCUUCAGCCCCAUUGUUACAGAUGUGAGCUUUGCACUGGCAGGUGUUGGAAAGGUGCUUUUGUUCACUGCUGUAAAACUGGUGGUCUCAAUUUUAUCAUUUACUGUGCUAUUACUGAAUCCUGUAUGUCUGUAACACCCACGGUGACAAAUCACUGAGCUGUUGAGCAACAAGCAUCCAUGUAUCAGUUCUGCUGCUGCUUGAACAGUACUUUAACAGUCACAGUUGAGCUGUCCUGUUUUUAACUAGUUGUUCUGUCUUGGCCUCUCGGUCUUACUUUCCUGCUUCUGAUGUUCUUUCCUUUCUCUGUCCUCUAGUGACCUCUCUUGCUGCUAUGAAUUCGCCCUCCAGAGGCUGUCCAUCAGCAAUGUCAGUCAUUGAAGGGAGGCUAAUGCAAGGCAGCAUGGUGUGAGCAGAGGGUAGUGGGAAGAACUAUAACUAGUGGAUUAAAUAAAAAUGGAACAUUUUAAAAUGCCAGUAUACAGUGAACUGGAGCUAGUCUUGAGUACUGGAUUCCAAUAUUAAAGUUGCUGCAUAGAUCAUACACUGCAUCUAAUUCAAUAUUUGGAGUGUGAUUUCAACCAGUGCUUUUGUUACUCUUCUGUGAAGAUCACCAUUUGAUGUUCCAGCUGUUAAAACUUUGGAAUUUUUUACAUUGUUAUCACAAGAGGACACAGAUGUUACCAUGUGUUUAAUAGUUUGAGUUGCUCUGUAUUGAUUGCAAAGUUUGUAUUUUGCAAUAACUCAGUAAAUCAAGCCAUGUCA
Messenger RNA from Colius striatus (speckled mousebird), 4833 nucleotides. RefSeq names its product phosphatidylserine synthase 1 (gene PTDSS1). The coding region runs from base 155 to 1579 and encodes 474 amino acids. The transcript has 13 exons. The record is from RefSeq and is a predicted model, not a curated record. Lineage: Eukaryota; Metazoa; Chordata; Aves; Coliiformes; Coliidae. Gene Ontology annotation, biological process: phosphatidylserine biosynthetic process. Gene Ontology annotation, molecular function: L-serine-phosphatidylethanolamine phosphatidyltransferase activity.